Messenger RNA from Leucoraja erinaceus (little skate), 8200 nucleotides. RefSeq names its product leucine zipper protein 1 (gene luzp1). The record is from RefSeq and is a predicted model, not a curated record. Bases 631 to 3744 code for a protein of 1037 amino acids. The transcript has 4 exons. Lineage: Eukaryota; Metazoa; Chordata; Chondrichthyes; Rajiformes; Rajidae.
GACGUCAGGGGCUGCCCCCGGGCGCAGCGCGCAGCCAAUGGCCGGCCGCCCAUGCUAAUGACAGCUCCUUAUAUGGGCACGGGUGACGUCAGCGCUUCGGGAGGCCGGGGCUUUCGCACGCAUUCACCUUUCAUUGUUGCAAUCCGCAUUCAGGCUGGGAGACUGGGAACUGGGACCUUGGAGCUGGUGGCUGGGAAUUGGGUUUGAGAGCUUGGAACUGGGUCUGGGGAGAGAUGUGAUGAGAUGUGUUGAACAACCCCCCUCCCCCCUCCCCAACUCUCUCACAUCAAGGGGAGGGGGACAAAAAGUACUUCGCUAGGACUUUUACCAAGAAGGCGAUCGAAAGGGAGUUUUAAAAAAACAAGUAGUGGCACCCGGCUCUCCUAAAGACUUGUUUCCAGAGUUUAAGGGUAAAAUGCUAUUGAUUCCAGAAAAGACAUUUCAGAUGCAAAGACGCAACAGGCUGGGAAACAAACGGUGAAAUUUGUGCUUGAGGACUUUAUUUUUGAACAGGUGAGGCCCGGUCCAGAAUAGAUGCCCACAGAGGCGAGUGAAGGCUUCAAGACGUUUCGGAGACUCGGGUAAACUUCUUCCCAAAACUGGGCCUUCGAAAGGAAGGAAGGAAGGGCGAUGACGGACAUGAUGAGCUUGAAGGAGACUUCGACCCGUCAGCUGCGGCAGAAGUUGGCCAGCCUGGGUCGCCUGGUGGACGAGCUGGAGGACGCCACCAGGAGCCUCCACCGGAUGGAAGACGAGAUCAUGGACUUGCAGGACAAGGUGAUCCAGGCGGAAGGCAGCAACUCCGGCCUGCUGUCCGAGGUGGACCUGCUGCGGAGGAGGGUGUUGGCGGUGGAGGGCAAGGACGAGGAGGUGCGGAAGGCGGAGGAGAUGUGCCGGCGGUUGAAGGAGAAGCUGGAGGGCGAGGCGCGGCUGAGCCGAGAGCUGAGGGCGGAGGUGGACAAGCUGCAGGGGCGGAUGGCUGAGCUGGAGAAACUGGAGGAGGCGUUCGGCCGCAGCAAGUCGGACUGCACGCAGCUGAGCCUCAGCCUGAACGAGGAGAAGAACCUGACCAGGAAACUGACCGCUGAGCUGGAGCUGCUGCGGAGCCGGGUGAAGGAGCUGGAGUCCACGGAACACCGGCUGGACAAGUCGGAGAAGUCCAUCCUGGCCGAGCUGGAGAAGUUGAAAUCCCUGACCGUGGUCCUGGCCGAGGAGCGGAAGGCCACGGGUGACACCCUGCAGGCCAGCGAGCGGCGCAUCCGUGAGCUGACCACCAAACUGGAGAUGACCAACAGGAUCAGCUCGGCGGACCAGGGCAAGAACUCCUCCAAUCUCAGGGCCAAUGUCAACGAGAAGACCUACGGCUACACGGGGGACCUCAUGAUCGAGGGGGACAUGUCCACUGAGCUGGGGAAGGGAGGAGGUCUGGACUCCAUCACCAUAUCGCACAACGUGGGGCUCAGGAAGAAGGUUGGACAGGAGGACAACAAGAUCAAGGAUCUCACGCAGGAGAUCGAGAGGCUGAAGAAGCGGCUGACCCUGCUCGAGAUGGUGGAGGAAGAUCUGAAGAAGACGGAGGCCAAACACAACGAGCUGCAGGAGAGGUUCCUGAGCGAGCAGUCUCUGGCCAAGCUGCUGGGCCACCAGCUGGAGGAGAUGAAGGAGCAGAUGUCCAGGGAGAGGGCAGUGGGCAACGGGGAGACGCAUUUGCCGCCGGAGACCCGCCACCGGUCCCGGCCGGACAAGCCAAAGUACCGGGGUGUGGCGGUGGAGGAACCGCCGGUGGUGGCCAAGGAGAGGUCCCAGGAGGUCUUCUCGUCUCAGCCCAGGUCCCAGAGGGAGAAGGUGAGAAACCGGGACCUGUUGCCGGAAGAUGACCACGGGGGGAAGGGAUACCGGCGGCCGCUCAGCCCCAGCGUGGGGCGGAGGUUCCAACGAGCGUCUUCCAACCCGCGGGCUGCGGCGGCCGCUCCCAGCGAGAGGAGAUCGGAGCAGAAGGCUCCCUCGCCCAGCCGGGAGCAGAAGAACCAGGAGCCGCUGCCGGAGAAGGCGCGGAAGGCACGGGACCCCCCAGCAGUGCUCAGCCGCUACCCGCCCGCGGCCAACGAGUCGAACGGCAAGAGACCUUGGGGCGCCCACGGUAAGGCCAGCGUGAACGGGACGAGGGGCAACAAAGCAGAGCUGGACGAUGGCGACUUGGAGCAGGCGGUGCUCUCCGACAGACAGAGAAAGGGGCUCAGCUACACGGAGACGCCCGGCCACGAGAGACCGGCCCCGGGGGAUGACGUCGGCGAAGAGCCGGCGCCCACGAUCACCGGCCUUCUCAACGGGACAUCGCCGGCUGGCAGGAACCACUCGGCCCCUCCGACCACGUCCGACAGCGGGGCCAGGAACUCGUACGUGGUGGAGUUUGAAGUCCCGCCCGAGGAGGUGCCGGGGGGUGCUGGCACGCCGAUCACCACCAGCAGAAGCCGCCGGUCCAAGUACCAGCGCUCCUCCUCCCGCUCCCACUCCCAGGACCUGGGUCUGGAGUACACGGCCGCCAGGUGCGUCCCCGUCCCGGAGGACAAGCAGGUGGCCGAGGUCGGCCUCCACCAGCUGGAGGUGAGGAGGGUGUGCAGCCCGCGGGAGGGGCUGAGAUCCAAGGCCGUCAUCAAGCCGGCCAUCAUCGCCAUCGACAAGAAGGAGGUGAUGAGCACCGGGGCAGAGACGGGCGCCGGGGGACAGCGGUCACCCCCCAGACCGGGGCCGAACAAAGUGACCAGCAGCAUCACCAUACCCCCAUCAGAAUUGUCCUCGCAGCGGCCCGGCAUGGCCGGAACGACCAAGGAGAUCCACACCUCCACCAGUAACAUCACCAUCGGCACGAGUGACAACAUCGCCCACAGGAGCAACUUGACCAUCCCGUACGAGAUCUCCAUCCACCGCAGCGACAUCACCGUGAAGAUGUCGGGCUCGGGCUCAGACAGCAGCGACGAGGACGGGACGGAGUCGGUGUCCGGGCUGUCGGUCAGCACCAGGGUGGGGGUCAAGGUGGCCGGGGGUGGGGGGGCCAGCGAGCAGGAUUUGGGGGGCAGCCCCUCCCCCACCACCACCACCACCACCCCGUCCUACAGGAGGGGCGGCCAGGAUGUGGACGGGCCGGACAGGUCCAGCUGGAGGAGCGGCCGGGCAUCGGAGGUGUCGGCCGAGCCGGCCAAGCGGGAGAAGGACCUGGGGCUGGACUACUCGCGACUGGCCAACAGGAGGACGGGUCAGGGGCGCCAGGGGGGGGAGUCGGCAGGAGGGGGCGCUGCCCUGUCCGAGGGCUACACCCGGAGGCUCAGCAACUUCUCCAACUCCUCGGAUUCCUCGGAGUCCCGGAGGAGCUCGGUGUCGGAGCCGGGCCGGAGUUACCUGCCGAUGGACACAGCAGCACGGCGGAGGCAGCACACCGCCUCGGUGGCGUCCAAGGUGGCCGACUGGAACAACAGCUGUACUAUGACAGGGCAGGACAGCUCGGACCUUCUCUCCGCACUCAACUCCAGCGUAAUGUCCAAGCGGAAGGAGAUGGCCAAGCAGAUCCUGUCGGAGCUGGUGACGGAGAGGGUGCCUCGAGCUGACCCUGCGGGCAAGAGGCAGUCGGUCAAACUUGAACUGAGGAGGAACGCCGAGGGCAGCCCGACCCAUUCGAGCGGGUCCAGGAGCGAGGACACCACCCCUGUAGGCAUCCUGUCGCAGAUGCGGAUGACUUCGAGGCGGUGAGGCUUCCGCUAGGAAUCAUCAAAGUUGCACGGCAGUUUUUAACGUCGACACACCGCACUGCGCAAGCUUCCGCAAAAGUAGGGAACAUGUUCCAUCCUGUGCACUCUCUGAACUCAAAGCAAUCAUAUUUACGCCUAUAUUUUUCUAGAACCGAUCACUCUGGCAGCCGCUGUCGGCAGUCGGGGGAGGCAAAUGUAAUUAUUUCAACUCAGGGGGAAGGAGACGGGGGAUCGGAGUGAACGGAGAAUCCGUCGUCUCUCGUGACGGCUCAGCGAGUGCGGGAAAGACACUUGAGCCUGUGUGGGAUGAGAGAGAAUCAGGAAAUCCUCAGGUGGUUGCAAGCGGGAGGCCCGUUGGAAAAGGCAGUACAAUCAUCGUCAGAUACCUCCCCGGGUGAAAGUUGUACAAAAUCUGCAUAUCCUACGUGACAUUCUAAAAGAUAAGACCUCAGUAAGUAUUAAAAGUCUGCAGUGUAACGGAUUAAAGUGGGCGCGCUGCCAAACGCAGCCCAGUAUGUAUAUAAUUGUUCUUUGUACUUGGUGAAAGUUUUCUUUUAAACGGGAAAAAAAAAGGUUUUGAAAGAGAAGUCUUUUUAAAUUUAAAAAAAAACGAAAAAUGAGGAACCAGGAGAGACUUGGUGAAGCGGAAUGCACAGGAGUGUCACAUCCACCUGUUCUCCGUGCCGACACCAUGGCCACGGAGUUGGAACGGUGCCUGAACGGAGGAGCCAAAGAGACACAGAACGCUGGAGACAUCUGGGUAUUCAGACUCUCCACGUUACUGAUGGCACCCUGAAUCACCCUGCAUCCUUUCACACCCCAAGUCCAUUCUCACUUCUGCUUUUACUGUGCCAUUUUUACAUUGAGGAAACUCACCCUUACAAACUCACUCAAGUAAUUCAAAGUUUUGCCUCUGACAAUAAACACUAUACUGGACAUUCCUUCCCCUCCCGGAAAUUCCACAGACCAGCUUUAGUUUAGAGAUACAGCACGGAAACAGGCCCUUCGGCCCACUGUGUCCAUGCCGGCCCGUCGAUUAACACUAUCCGAUACACACUUGAGACCGUUUACAAAGUGGAGGGAGGGACUGCAGAUGCUGGCUUACACCAAAGAAAGACACAAAAUGCUGGAGUAACUCAGAGGGACAGGCAGCAUCUCUGGAGAGAAGGAAUGGGUGACGUCUAGGGUCGAGACCCUUCUACAGGCAGACAAUUUACAAUUCUUACCAAAGCCAAUUAACCUCCCACUUUGGAUUGUGGGAGGAAACUGGAGCACCUGGAGAAAACCCACGCGGUCACGGGGAGAACGUGCAAACUCCACACAGACAGCACCCGUGGUCAGGAUGGAACCCGGGUCUCUGGCGUUGGCAGACAGCGUGUCUACCACUGCGCCUCCACGCCGCCCCCUGCUGGAUCAACGGCAUCGGCCCUGUGCAUCCCCACAGCAAACUCACGGCCCAGUCGCAGCACGAAGGCGCAGCGAUAGAGUUGCUGCCUCACAGCGCCAGAGACCCGGGUGCGAUCCUGACCACGGGCGCUGCCUGUACAGAGUUUGUACCUUCCCCAGAGAGGUCUCGACUUAAAAGAGUCAAUUUAACCUCUUAAAGUCGGCAAAAGCUUGUGUACGCCCAGCCUGAUCCUAGAGAUUUUCCUUUAAGGUUUUACUUUAGUUUAGUUUAGAGAUACAGCGGGGAAACAGGCCCUUCGGCCCACCGAGUCUGCCCCGACCAGCGACCCCCACACACCAACACUAACCUACACACACCAGGGAUUGUUUUUACAAUUGUACCCAAGCCAAUUAACCUGCAAACCUGCACGUCUUUGGAGUGGGGGAGGAAACCGAAGUUCUCAGAGAAAACCCACGGGGAGAACGUGCAAACUCCGUACAGACAGCACCCGUAGUCGGGGUCGAACCGCUGAGCCACCGUGGAUAAACAAUACUAAUUGCUGGAAUAAUUAUUGAUGAUUAUUCUGUUAAUUACCCAAAACAGCUCAUUUAAAAGAUUACUAUGAGUUAUGGGCAGGAAUCCAAUUUUAACCCCCAUAAAAGAUAAUAUUUGGUUUAUAAAAUAUACCUUCUUGUGAGCAACAGCAUUCAUGGAGAGAUCAAAAUGGGUUAGGAUAGGAUUGGGGGUAAAAAUAGGUGGUCAAUGUCUGAUAGGAGCUUGGUGGGCUGAAGUGUCCACACUCCAUCUAUAAACUAAACUGCGGGAGUAACUCAUCAGGUCAGGGGGCUACUCCGGACAACAUGGAUUGGCGGUAUUUUGGCUCGUGACCCAUCUACAGUCCAGAUAGAAUCCCAAUCUGAAACAUCCUCCAGAGAUGAUGCUUGUCCAAUGUCCGCAAUGGGGUAGAGGUGAAUCGGACAGCACCCUAGCGAAUGGAAGGGCCGUUCAGAUGACUGAUAACAGAGGGGAAGAAACUCUUCCUGAAUUUGUCAAACCAGGGUUAUAUUCGGUUUCCUCCCACACUCCAAAGACGUACAGGUUUGUAGGUUAAUUGGCUUUGGUAUAAAUGUAAAAAAUGUCCCUAGUGUUAGAUGUGCGGGGAUCGCUGGUCGGUGCGGACUCGAUGGGCCAAAGGGCCUGUUUGCGUGCUGUAUCUCUAAACUUAACUAAACUAAGUUUGUGUGCCACUUUCUCUUGUGGAUGUUACAAUUCACUCGAGAAGAUGAUCUUUGCAGCCAAUCAUUCCGGAUGUAAUGCUACUGAGUGAUGACAUGCUUAAGAGAUCUCUUUACAUUGUGUAUACCUCAUUGCUUAUCCACCUUGUAUACACACACAGAGUCAUACAGUGUGGAAACAGGCCCUUCGGCCCGACCUGCCCACACCGGCCAACAUGUCCCGUCUACACUAGUCCCACCCGUCUGCCUUAACCCCUCUCCCUCCAACCCUGUCCUAUCCAUGUACCUGUCGAAAAUGUUUCUUAAACGUUGCAAUAGUCCCUGCCUCAACUACCUCCUCCUCUGCCAGCUCGUUCCAUACACCCACCACCCUUUGUGUGAAAAGAUUACCCCUCAGGUUCCUGUUAAAUCUUUCUCCCCACCCCCACCUCACCUUAAAAAUCCUCUGGUUCUCGAUUCCAUUUCUCUGGGCACGAGACUCUGUGCAUCUCCCUGAUCUAUCCUUUCAUGAUUUUAUGCAGGGGUUACUAGAAGCUCACAACAGAAAAAACUAUUCCUUUUUCCCCAGUUUCCUACCUGCAUUUAUCCUUCAUAAGUGAUAGGAGUAGAAUUCAGCCAAUCCCCGCCUUAAAAAUGUCCACUGACUCGGCCUCCACAGCCGUCUGUGUGGCAAUGAAUCCCACAGAUUCACCACCCUCUGACUAAAGAACUCAGUCACUGGUGGCCUGAACUCAGCUGCUUUAGGUGGCUUUCUCAAAAGAGGUAUAGACCCACUAUCUCGGCAAAGGGCCAGUGGAUGCGUAGAUAGACACACAAAAAGCCGGAGGAACUCAGCGGGACAGACAGUGUCUCUGGAGCCGAGGAAUACUCCCAACACCUGUAGAUGUGUGUUGGGAAUGUAGCUGGAGUUGCGUUGAAGUUUGCCUUUGCCAAAGUCUGUGUGCGGGCCUGCCCUACUGUGAAUCCACUGCACUGCUGUAGAGUUCUGACGGGAUGUCUAUCAGCGGCCCAUCAUUUCGCCACUACCCGCCUGCUCUCUCCACACUGCUGUCCGAGCCCCGAGACACACGUACAAACACACUCACUCCUGUGGACUCCAGCAUCUUGCACCCGUCUUCUUGUAGAACCAAACACACACAAGCUCUCUCUCUCUCUCACUCCCUCUGAGUGUCGUGUAAGAUGUAUCAAAGAGAGAUAUUUGACAAUGAAACUGUGAUAGCGUUGAGUAGCAUUACAGCCUUAACGCUCGCCGGCCCCUGAGGUUUCCACCGCCCACAGCCUAGUGCUAGUUUGUAUCGCCUCUUGCCUUGUUUCAGUUGCUACCUGUGCAUUAACUGGUCUUGCCAAAAACACCGCCUUGUCUGUCCCCACCCUCACCCCCCCACCUCAGUGAACCCACAGACUCCUCGAAUACAGAUACAGCAGCCACAUUGACUGAGCAGACAGACAAGGAGGCAUGAUGUAAACAUUUUUCGUUCGUUUGUUUGUUUGUUUAAGCGGCAAUUCUCCAAAAUAGUUUAAGGAAAAAAAAAUGCAAGUAUAACACGAGGUUAUGUAACAAAGUAGUUUCAAUUACAUUAUUUAUUUGGUAAGAUGCAUUCUAAACGGUAUUUUAAAUAGCUUGCAAUAUCAAACAGUGUCGAUCUGCUCCACACAUCAAACAAACAAUAAGACGUUGCAAGCCCGAAGGCAGAAGUUCUGACGGUCUGUACACCGUGCAUGUCGAUCUCAUUGACUCUUCUCAUGGAGUUUUCUGCAUGUAAACGCUCCUGACUUUAAACCUGUCCACUGAACAAAUAAAAAAUAUAUAUUAAUCAUAACUGGUGUGGUGCAUA